AUGAGCUUUAGUUUUACUAGUACGAGUACUCCUCCACGCACAUCGAGUUCAUACCACGCACCUUCAUCCUCACCGCCCAUGGAAUCGCCCACGACGUCCACGAGAAGGUUCUCACAAUAUAAACCACGAUUUAGUGGAUCUUCCACAACCCCCAUACACUCCCAUGUGCGUGCGCCUUCAUUCACAAGCGGCGAGCCGUCGGCGAAAGAUUUCCAAAAGCAACACGGAUUCAAUUUUCCUGUCGCAGAACCACCUCAGAAGGCAUUAUGGAGAGAUAAGCUUCGCCAGCAGGUCGAACGGCGCGCGAAAAGGGAUCGACAACGCAUGUACGAGCGUGCACGCAGUGAAGAAGCGAGUAGCGACGGUGGAAGCAGCGACGGAGACUUGGAAAUGGAAGAAGAUUUGGACGAUCUGGACGACGAAUUGUAUCGUCGCAUUAUGGUUGAAGAGCGAAGAAAGCUCGCACAUCAAUCCAAUGUUGCAUACGAAACUACGUUUGGGGAAUCAGAUGAUAUCCACAUGGAGGACAUUGAGCAAGUCGAGCGACAAUUUACUGGAGAAAUAGAAGACGCAAACCUUGACGAAUAUGAUCCUGCGGCAGAAUAUGAAGCAUACCUCGCAGAUUUGCAAGCGCAGGUGGUCGCUCAGACGGGAGACCUAGGAAUUGACCGUCGGUCACAAACCCUAGGACACUUGCCAUCAGGAGAGGUCGAUGAAUUUGAAAGCGAGUUCAAUAAGCUCGAUCCAGCAACGCUUGCGGCAAUCCUCGAUAGGUAA
Molecule: messenger RNA, 777 nt
Organism: Serendipita indica DSM 11827
Lineage: Eukaryota; Fungi; Basidiomycota; Agaricomycetes; Sebacinales; Serendipitaceae
Source: the annotation of a GenBank genome assembly